Molecule: messenger RNA, 3079 nt
Organism: Phytophthora nicotianae INRA-310
Lineage: Eukaryota; Oomycota; Peronosporomycetes; Peronosporales; Peronosporaceae
Exons: 2
Coding region: 171-2888 (905 amino acids)
Cellular component (GO): extracellular region
Molecular function (GO): sphingomyelin phosphodiesterase activity
Source: RefSeq, a predicted model, not a curated record
CUUUCGAUACAGUUCACGAUUCGCCCAAAGCGGUCAGUUCCAAAAGUAACUUGCAGCGCUCAGACCACAUCGCUACUGGCGUGUGUGGCUUUGCAAACUCAAAGCCACACUCGACCGUCCGUCCCGAGGGGUUUACGCCAACGUCGUGGCGACGUAGCGCAGUCGACAGCAUGCCGAACGUCGAGGACUCGGACGUUCCGCUCCUCCAGAGCAACUCGCGCCGCCAGCGCGCACCACUCGCCAAGAGCGACCUGCCGAUGAUGAACGAUAUGGACGAGUACAUUUGCUACGGCGACCGCGUCGCCUUCCUGUGCGAGGGGCAGCUCUUAGCGCUCACCCGCAAAUUCAACUUGACGUACCAGCAGAUGGCGCUGUUGGCCGCCUCAACACUCGCCACGGGCGGACUCAUGGGCAUCGCCGGCUUCUUCGUGUGGCGUAAGGGACUUUUCCGUAAACGAUACGCCGCUCUCUUCGGCGACGAGAUCUACAAUGAGGACGAUCUCAUCGGUCCCGAGGACCAAUCGACUGUGACACUAGAUAACGUCCCUCUAUUAGGUGGAGAACGGGACAUUCGAAGCAAAACGCAGUCGACUAUAACCUCCAGUCGCAUCACCACAACCAGCGGCGUGGCUGGAGAGCCCGACGCACCUGUCGGAGGGUCCAAAGCUGCUCACGGGUCUGUGGCCUUUAGACUGUUUGAGUUCGACCCAAAGAAGCAGCAACUUGUCUUCUCCAGUGUCGGUCUGCCUGUUAAAUUCGGGACGCCACUGGUUGUAGUCCACGCGGAAACAGGACGCGCUAUCAGAUACUUGACACACAGAGGAGCAGUGACGAUUAGUAAACCGCCUGUGAACUUGGCUUUCCAUCGACAAGUACGAGCCAGUCUGUUUGCAAUGGAAGAAUCGGCAGUGCAUCUCAACUCCAUCAAGAGAUCGAGACCACAGUCAGCACUCGUCUCGUCCAGUAAUACCAGUAACAAUAACGGAGAGGCAGGAGGAGUAUUGAGAGCGACGGUGGCUGAUCCAACGAGUAGGGACGACGACGCAGAAGCAGAACAGAGCGAACAAGCCGCGAUGUCUACUGGCCAAGGGGAUUUUAUGGUGGAUUUGGUGGACCAGAGUCAGAAUCAGGGCCAAAGUCAACGACAAGUGCAGGUGCUGACCAGCUACCCAAGAGGAAGGAAGCUUCAAAACCUCAGCAAUGUGCCGACCAACAAACAACGUCCUCGGAGUCGCAUGCAGCAGCAGUCGGCGCGAUCGAUGCAGUACAGCGCUCAGCGUCGCAGCUUGGACUUAUCCAGCUCGUCGGCUGCGGCCUUCCGGGCUGCAAUCAGUGAUCCUCGGACACAACAACCGACUCGCUCUUACGGUGACGACGCUAUCGGAGCGACGGUCGUCAACAUCACAGACACAACCAACACAUCGUCAGGUCGUGGUCGUGGUCGUGCUGCGAGUUCCUCGGCGUCGGCUAUUCAAGGCUCGGGGUCCAAUGCCUUCUAUCGAUCCAUCUCGGAGUCCUACAUGAACAUGGUCUCCGAUAUCACAGACACUCUACAGCAGACACGUGACCGUCAACGUGACCGUCAGGAGUUGAGACGACGACAAAAAGUUCUGAUGAAAGACCUACCCAACAUGUCGUUCAAUAACCCACUGGGUAAGUACUAUGUGGCCACAGUUGAGCCAGUCCGUCAUCAAACGACUGGUAGCAACUACCGCCUUCCAGUGGCUCCAAGUGACGAGUAUCUACGCUGGGGACAGCCCAUGUCAGUCGUAGCCAAGUUUAACGGCCGUGCGUGUGGGAUUCGGCCACGAGAAUACUACAAGGACAGCGAUCUGUACUUGACGACAGAGGCGACACCAACGACUAUUGUGCCGUUGCGUGAAGACGGCGAUCUCAAGUGCAUGGCAAAGGAGUCCACGCGGUUCCUCGCACAUCUCGAGAAACGCCAGGUGAGCGUCAGUGUGGGGACGUACAACGUCUGGAUGAUGCCGCGCAAGGUGAGCGCGUUCACGAGUUGUUCUCCUAAGAAGAACACUCGUGCGCGGUUGAUCGGCGAUCUCUUGCCUCCUUGUGACAUCUGGGUCUUGACCGAGUGCUUCGACUAUCGAGCGCGUGAUAUCCUGCUGGACAAGAUGACGGAAGCUGGUUAUUUCUUCUUCUCGCCGACGGUGGGUCACAAACGCGUCAACAAGACAAACAUGCGGAAACUGCUCAAUGGAGGUGUGCUACUGGCCAGUAAAUACCCGAUUCUCAGCGUCCGAGUGAAGCUGUUCGAAGGUGCUUGCGCUGGUGCCGACAAGCUGGCAGACAAGGGAGUACUGUACUGCAAGAUCUUGAAGGACGGACUGUUGGCUCACGUCUUCUCGACUCAUUUGCAAGCAUGGAAUGACCCGCUUUCAAGGACCAUGAGGAAGUUGCAGAUGGAUAUGAUUGCAAACUUUAUGCGGGCUAUGGACAUUGACGAGGUGAACGACGUCGUGUUGUUUGUGGGAGACUUGAACGUUGACUACUGGCUGAACAAGACGAACAAGGAGUACGAUGAGAUGCUCAACAUCUUUGGAGCCACAGACCCAUCCGUUGUGCAGCCUCGUAAACUCGGUAAAGCAUCCGAUUCCGAUAAGAAGGAGUCGGCCGCGGAGUUCAAACACCUGCGCAAGUACAGCUUCGACCCGCGGGUGAACGCUUUGGCGGCCGACGGGUUGAGCACGGACGGUAGUCUGGAGUUGUUGGACUACAUUCUCUACUCACGCACACACCGCCAGCCGAAGACUGCGUCGAGCUGGGUCCAGCCACUGACCACAUCGCAGCCUUGGAUGUGGCGCAAUCAACCGCAGUACAAUCUGUCAGACCACUUCCCGGUUGUGAGCGAGUUCACUUUCGAGAUGUAAGAUGAAAGGCGUGAGGAGAUGAGUGGGUGCGUUGAUCGAGAACGCUUCUGGUUUCAGGAAUCUUUAGGCGGGAUAGUCGUGAUGAUGGUCCCGGGAUGACCAGUGUGAUUGUUAUUUUUGCUUGUUGUAUGUUUUCGCUAUUUUAUCGCAAGUACAUUAUGGGAAUUCAAAGUAAAUUUUGAACUAGUCAA